GUCUGCAGGUGACACUGCUUACGUGCGGAGCGGGAGUCAGAGCAGGGGCUCGCGGCUGCAGCCGGGACUGGACUACGCCCGCCUCAGAAGCUGCUGGCGGGGCUGGGGCAGCGCUUCCCCUGCGCCUGAGCAUCCCGCUCGCACUGGCCCGGGUUUGGGCACCUGCCGUGCGGUGCGAGCUCAGGGACAGGUCUGCGGGCAGCAGAGCGAGCGCUGAAGCCGGCGAAACGGGCUUUGCCCAUGUGCUAGGCAGUGAUUUCGGGCAAGAGAACAAGAGGGUGAAUCCCUUUAGAGUUGCAAGGAAAGCGAGAUCUUGGGUUCCUCUCCGGUGGACAGACAGGGGACUCUCCAGGUUUGCUGUUGCACUUUCCUUCCCUCUCCCACCCGCGUGCGCUGAAGCCCACUUCCAACCUGCUUUGGGUGCCAGGGAUCCAGGCUGCUUAGCGAAAGGCAGCCGGCAAGUGGUCUAGCGAGGCAGCGGCGGAGGCAAAGCCCAGAGCAAGAGAAUUUGAAAAAAGACUUCCUUUCCCUCUCACAUGCUGAAGGAGAGGCAUUCACGUUUCCCCAAAUGAGAAAGCCACAAGAAAUCAUGAAGUAGAAACUUUGGAAAGCUGCCACUGGAGAUGUUGCACAAAAACCUGGAAUCUUUUAGGAGUCUCCUCCCAGUCGGUGGACAUUUGGGGAGCAGCUGAUACAGCCAGGAGGGCUCUUGCAAGGAUCCAAGGGGCCCUGGAGGAGAGGCUCAGAGGGGGAGAGUGUGGCGAGAGAAUGAAGACACCAACUGCCUGGGAGAAGCAUGAGGUGGCAGAGCAGCACUCGGUUUAGAGGGCUCCGGCCGGCGGCGGCCCCAUGGGCAACUCUGCUGGUGCUGGGCCUCCCUGGUUGGGUGUUGGCUGUCUCGGCCACGGCUGCUGCUGUAGUCCCCGAACAGCAUGCGUCCUCAGCUGGCCAGCCACCCCUGGACUGGCUGCUCACGGACCGGGGCCCCUUCCACCGUGCUCAGGAGUACACUGACUUCGUGGAACGGUACCGCCAGGGGUUUACCACCAGGUACAGGAUCUACAGGGAGUUUGCCCGUUGGAAAGUGAACAACUUGGCUCUGGAAAGGAGGGACUUCUUCAGUUUGCCAUUGCCUCUUGCCCCAGAGUUUAUCCGGAACAUCCGCCUCCUGGGAAGGAGACCCAACCUGCAACAGGUUACCGAAAACCUGAUCAAAAAGUACGGCACCCAUUUCCUACUUUCUGCCACCCUUGGAGGAGAAGAGUCCCUGACCAUUUUUGUGGACAAGCGGAAACUGAGCCGAAAGACAGAAGCAGCAGGAAGUGCCCCUACAGUUGGGGGCAGUGGGAACAGCUCCGCCGUGUCCCUGGAGACCCUGCAUCAGCUGGCAGCCUCCUACUUCAUCGACAGAGAGAGUACCCUGAGGCGGCUGCACCAUAUCCAGAUAGCCACAGGGGCCAUCAAGGUCACGGAGACCAGGACCGGCCCUCUGGGCUGCAGCAACUACGACAAUCUGGACUCAGUCAGCUCAGUCCUGGUGCAAAGUCCGGAGAACAGAGUGCAGUUACUCGGCCUGCAGGUGCUACUGCCUGAGUACCUGCGUGAGCGCUUUGUGGCUGCAGCGCUGAGCUACAUUACAUGCAGCUCUGAGGGCGAGCUCAUUUGCAAGGAGAAUGACUGCUGGUGCCAGUGCAGCCCUACCUUCCCUGAGUGCAACUGUCCUGAUGCGGACAUCCAGGCCAUGGAGGACAGCCUGCUGCAGAUCCAGGACUCCUGGGCCACUCACAACCGGCAGUUUGAGGAGUCAGAGGAAUUCCAAACCCUGCUGAAAAGGCUGCCUGACGACAGGUUCCUGAACUCCACAACCAUCUCCCAGUUCUGGGCCAUGGACGCUGGCCUCCAGCACCGCUACCAGCAGCUGGGAGCCAGCUUGAAAAUGCUGUUCAAGAAGAUGCAUCGGAUCGUCAGCCGGCUCUUCAACCUCUGCAAACGCUGCCACCGGCAGCCUCGCUUCCGUCUGCCCAAGGAGCGGUCCUUAUCCUUCUGGUGGAACCGAAUCCAGUCCUUCCUCUACUGUGGAGAAAGCACCUUCCCUGGCACCUUCCUGGAGCAGAGCCACAGCUGCAGCUGCCCCUAUGACCAAUCUUCCUGCCAGGGCCCCAUCCCAUGUGCCUUGGGUGAAGGGUCUGCCUGUGCCCACUGUGCCCGGGACAACAGCACACGCUGUGGGGGCUGCAACCCGGGCUACGUGCUGGUCCAAGGGCUGUGCCGGCCAGAGGUGGCUGAGUCCCUGGAGAACUUUCUGGGGCUGGAGACAGACCUGCAGGACCUGGAGCUGAAGUACCUGCUGCAGAAGUGGGACAGCCGCAUCGAGGUGCACUCCAUCUUCAUCAGCAACGACAUGCGCCUGGGCAGCUGGUUUGACCCCUCCUGGAGGAAGCGCAUGCUGCUCACCCUGAAGAGCAAUAAGUACAAGCCUGGGCUGGUGCAUGUGAUGCUGGCCCUGUCCCUGCAGAUCUGCCUCACCAAGAACAGCACCCUGGAGCCCGUCAUGGCCAUCUACGUCAACCCCUUUGGAGGCAGCCACUCUGAGAGCUGGUUCAUGCCCGUGAACGAGGCCCACUUCCCGGACUGGGAAAGGACUAACGUGGACGCGGCUGCCCAGUGCCAGAACUGGACGAUCACCUUGGGAAACAGGUGGAAGACCUUCUUUGAGACAGUCCAUGUUUACCUACGGAGCCGAAUCAAGUCCCUGGAUGACAGCUCCAAUGAGACCAUCUACUAUGAGCCCCUGGAGAUGACAGAUCCCUCCAAGAACUUGGGCUACAUGAAAAUCAACACCUUGCAGGUCUUCGGCUACAGCCUGCCCUUUGACCCAGAUGCUAUCCGGGACUUAAUUCUCCAGUUGGAUUACCCAUACACUCAAGGCUCCCAGGACUCUGCCCUCUUGCAGCUCAUAGAGCUUAGGGACCGGGUUAACCAGCUUUCUCCACCUGGCAAAGUCCGGCUGGACCUUUUCUCCUGCUUGCUCCGGCACCGGCUCAAGCUGGCCAACAACGAGGUGGGCAGGAUCCAGUCCUCCCUGAGGGCUUUCAAUUCCAAGCUGCCAAAUGCUGUGGAGUAUGAGACAGGCAAACUCUGUAGCUAAUGGGGUGUGGAGGGGGGGGCACUUCAGUGCUGGACAGGGAGGGGAUCCAUGCAUCCAGGCACUCACCUUGGUGCCAACAAGGUGCUCCCUUGAGACUCUGCAUCCAGCAGAUGAGACCUCGGGGAAUGGACUGACACAGGCAGGAGAGAAAGAAACAGCCACUGCACAUGCACACACGCCGCGGGUGUGCGCGCACGCUCCCUCGGGGAGGCUACAACUCAGCAGCCUUGUGUCUGUAAAGUCGGUGCUUUCCAAAAUGAAUGCAGUUGAAGGAGAGGAGCCAAGGGAGAGAUUAAGAAAAAGAACCAGCCAAACCAUGAAACAAACAAAUCCUUAAAAGUGAUUCUUAUCAUUCAAGGAAGCAAGAGGGGACAAACGGAAGGGGUGGAAGCUCCUGCUCCCCCUCUGUGGAGUCACUUUUGUAGUCUUUUUGACCAGGUUUCUUGGUGUUUCGUGAUUCCCACACUGGCUCCUACUUUUUGUACUCUGCCUCCUCUGAGCCCUCCUGGACGCUGACUGCUCCUCCAGGCAGCUCCUUUAGGAAACAGGGGAAGUGACACCAACUGAGGACACUCAGGGUGGGCAGGCGGUCUUGCUCCCCCUUCACCUUCCUCCCUCCCCCCUGGUCCCCUGGCUUCCUGGGCUACUCCAGUUUUGGGGCCUGGCUUGUUCCAUGUCCCCACCCUGGUCCAGCCAGAGCUCCCUUCCUACCGCCCCCAAUCUGUCCAAGAAAGCAGCUGUCCAGUCAGAGAGAUGAUGUCUAGGGAAAUGUUCUUUUUUAAAAACAAAAACAAAAAUAUUUAUUUUGUGAUUGUUUUCCUUGUCAAUCUGCUCCAGCCACAUGAACAUAUGAGUAAAAAAAAUUUAACUGAUUUAAUAUAUAUUUUUAAAGACCUUUAUUAGAGGGAAAAUGAGAGAGAAAAGAGGAAAAAAUAGUAUAGUUUCCUGGGUUGCCUGGAUUUUUUUAUUGCUCUGUGGGUGACACGUGGGUGUCCUUAGAUGGUGGAUAUUGCUGUGUGAGAAGCUGGUUGACUAGUAUAUACACAAGUGAAUGCAUGCCUAUCUUGACUGGGUGUGAGGUGUGUGUGUGUGUGUGUGUGUGUGUGAGAGAGAGAGAGAGAGAGAGAGAGAGAGAGAGAGAGAGAGAGAGAGAGAGAGAGAGAGAGAAUGAGUAAAGAUUGGAAUGAGAUGGAGUAAGGCAGAAUUCUCCCAGGUAAUCUGGCUUCCCCUCUCCCUUUUCCCAGGAGUGAGGACUAACACGGGUUGUACACUAUCAGGAGAAUGAAAGUCUUUGCUCUUUAGGGGAACUGCAGCCUUUAUGCUGGGCAAAUGCUAGCUAAAGGGGGGACCUCUGCUUACACUGCUGCGGACAUCAGGAGAGUUUUCCACACUCUGCAUCUUAAAGUCUGGGAUCGCCCUUUGAGGACACUGGGAAAGAUGCAGACUUGGCACGAGUUUCCUCCAUUCGGUCUGAUCACCACCUUCCCAGCCUGAAAAGCAGGUUUGACAUACGCCACACAGGGCAGUGCCUCUUCUCUCCUUAGUGCCUUCCCCAGGAGGUAUGGAAAUCACUUCACAGCAAAUCUUUUAAAGAACCAUGUCUCUCUGUCUAUUCCCCACAUGCCCUGAGCACAAUGUGUAGGCAUGACAACCCCCAUUUUAUUCAAGCGGAAGUCACCACAUAAAUACUAAGUACCUCAUUCUGUACCUGUGGUACAUCUCAGUUGGUACAAAAUGAACUGGGAGACAAUGAGAGGAUGGCCAUGUCUAUCUGCCCAAGAGCUUCCAUGUUUGUCACUGCAUAGAGAAGAAUCCAGCAUUUUAUUUAAUACCUGAACCAUCUCUCUGUUCACGAGGACCUGAAAUCCCAGGCAGAUAAGAAGCCUAGGGCAUUUCUUUCUUCACAACUCCCUGAAGUCUUCUAGGCUGGGAAUGCAGAGUGAUGGAUGAACUAGGGACGAACAGUUAUUGCCCAUUUCUAGUUCAGCCACUACUUGCUUGGGGGUGGGAGGGUGUCUCAAGCUCUUUGUCUGUGGGAUAUGGAACCAGCAGAUCAUCUUCAUCAAUAGGGCUGUGGAUGUACCAAGACUGCUUCUAGAAGGCAGAUGGAAGAAAAGGAAGAAAUAAAGAAUGGACAGGAUUCCUGAAGGGGCUGUUAAAGACUUAAUACCAUGAAUUCAGCAUAGAAUUUCUCAAAAAAGCUAGGCUAAGAAAUGCCAUAAUAAUAAAAGGAUGCCACUGGUCAAAAUUGUCACUUUCAAAGUCUAUAGUACCCAGAUGAUAGGAAACAACUAUUCCCAGAUAUAGUCACAAAUAAAGAAUUGUCACUAAUUAAUAGUGGAUUGUCAAUGUUGGUGAACUCCCUGUGGAAUUAAGAGUCAAAUCACAGUUCAGUUACUGGCUAUAACAAUCAGGAAUUCAAGCCUUAAUUGUCACCCUAAAGAACUAAUACAUCAAAUGUAAUCUGUUCUAAUGCUUGAGACUAAUACCUCUAAUACUAAAUAAUAUAUUUAAUGCCUGCUGCUAAUAAUAUAAUGCCAUGCUCUGCAGGCCUACUCACACUCACACAGCCAAAAACGUAAAUGAAGUCUGUUUCAAAUACUGGGUAUCACACAUAGUUCACAUACAGUUCUUGGCUUCUUUUCACAAAUAUGAAAACAGUCAUCAUGAUGGGCAGAGCCGCCUUAUGUGUAGAUGGAAUGCAUUGCUACGUGAUGUCCUGCCCCCAAAUAUCAUCGACAAAGUCUGUAAUUCCAUCAUGCAAGUCUAUUCUCUUGCACAAGAGGGGUCUUCCUUUUUUUGCCAUUAUGUUUCAUAUGAAAACAAAAAUGCCCUUAGAAGGAAAUAAAUCUUAGAAGUUAACCCACUGGCAAAAGAGAGGAUGCAAUUUUUGGAGUUGGAAGGUUUUUAGAGGUCAUUCAGUCAACUCAUUUCUGAUGUGAGGAAGGAGAGGUGACAGAACUUGCCUAAGCUUCUAUGUAUUAGCAGAACUGGUAAUAGCACUGAAUCUGCUUUUUUCUCUACCUCUCUCGCUAGUACAUCUGGGUGUUGGGAGAUGACAGGCACCCAGUGUGGGGCUUAGGAGUGUGAGGGUGGAGGAAAGGUGAUUUCCCUGGAAGAAGAGGACUACUUAGAGGUGGGAAGAGCUUCACAUCUUUCCCUGGUAUUGGUUCUAGCAAAAGUAACCAGCUUCUCUAACAGGCAAUAGAAAAAGACUGAAGUUUCUCCCGGGACAAGCUUUCAGCACAGCCUAGACAUAUUUCCAUCCAGGUUGGAUCUCCUUACUGGAUUCCUGAUGACUCUAUCAGCUACAUGUUUUUUAAUUACAAUAUCCUGCCUCUAAUUUAUUGAUGUUUUCUAUAGAUCACCAAUUAGAGUUUGAAUAUCUUUGCAAAUCUGCGUAACAACUUUGUGAAGGCUAGAGGUAUCCGGGUACCAUCAACACCAAAGGGCUUAGGUGGUGCAGUCAGCAUGUCAAGUGUAUGACUGGAGUCUAGGCCAUGGCAGAGAAGGGGAAUGAGGCAAGUUCUGCUGUACAGAGUUCUCCUUCUAGCAGUAGAGUGAGCAUGUGGGCCAAAAAAGCUACCCAAGACAAAGCUGUGGCUGGCACUCCUGGACUGGAAGGACAGGUGGAAAAUUCAGAUAGUGUGACUGACUGUAGACACACACCUUUCUUCUGGUUCUGCCUUCAGCCAUCUCUACACCCGUGAGCAAGUCAUUCCACUUCUCCCAUUUUGCUCCUCUGUGUAUGAGGGAGUUGGAUAUUCUACCCAGGUACUGGGGGUCCUUCUGGUACUAUCCCUUUAAAAGCAGU
Molecule: messenger RNA, 6962 nt
Organism: Myotis myotis
Lineage: Eukaryota; Metazoa; Chordata; Mammalia; Chiroptera; Vespertilionidae
Gene: BRINP2
Product: BMP/retinoic acid inducible neural specific 2
Exons: 8
Coding region: 797-3148 (783 amino acids)
Biological process (GO): positive regulation of neuron differentiation; negative regulation of mitotic cell cycle
Source: RefSeq, a predicted model, not a curated record